AUGAUUGGUUCAUCGACAGGAGGUAAAACUUCGUCAUCAUUACCAUUUUCUUCAACAAAUACAGAUGGUAGUGAUAAAAAUAAGAUAAAUAAUGGUAAUACAUCUACAACAAAUUCAAUAACAACAAUUAAUAAAGAUGAUCCCGAUUGGAAAUCAAAAUUAAACAUUCCAGAAAAAGAUCGUCGUGCUAGAACAUCUGAUGUUACAAAUACAAGUGGUCAUGAUUUUGAAGAUUAUUGUCUUAAACGAGAAUUACUUAUGGGAAUUUAUGAAAAAGGCUGGGAAAAACCAUCUCCUAUUCAAGAACAUUCAAUUCCAAUAGCGCUAACAGGUCGUGAUGUUCUUGCUCGUGCUAAAAAUGGUACAGGUAAAACUGGUGCCUAUACUAUACCGAUUGUUGAACGAAUUGAUCCAAAUAAAAAUGCUAUUCAAGCAAUAAUCUUAGUUCCAACACGUGAAUUAGCAUUACAAACAAGUGCUAUUUGUAUGGAAUUAUCUAAACAUAUACACUUACGUGUUAUGGUUACAACAGGUGGUGCAUCUGUACGUGAAGAUAUUGCUCGUUUACAAGAAGUUGUUCAUAUUAUUAUAGCAACACCUGGUCGUUUAUUAGAUUUAGUUCAAAAAGAUUUAGCUAAACUUGAUUCAUGUCGUGUAAUUGUAUUGGAUGAAGCUGAUAAAUUACUUUCACAAGAUUUUAAUCAUUUAUUAGAUGAUGUUAUUUAUCAUUUACCACAAGACAGACAAAUUAUGUUAUAUUCAGCAACAUUUCCAUUAACUGUUGAUGAUUUUAUUAAAAAACAUAUGCGUAAUCCAUAUGAAAUAAAUCUUAUGGAAGAAUUAACACUUAAAGGUAUUACUCAGUAUUAUGCAUUUGUACAAGAACGUCAAAAGGUCCAUUGUUUAAAUACAUUAUUUUCGAAACUACAAAUCAAUCAAUCUAUUAUAUUCUGUAAUUCAACACAACGUGUUGAACUUUUAGCUAAAAAAAUAACUGAUCUUGGUUAUUCAUGUUAUUAUAUACAUUCAAAAAUGCGACAAGAUCAUCGUAAUCGUGUAUUUCAUGAUUUUCGUACUGGUCUUUGUCGUAAUCUUGUUUGUUCGGAUUUAUUUACACGUGGUAUCGAUAUUCAAGCUGUUAAUGUUGUGAUUAAUUUUGAUUUUCCAAAAUUAAGUGAAACAUAUUUACAUCGUAUUGGUCGUUCGGGUCGUUAUGGUCAUUAUGGUAUUGCAAUUAGUCUCAUUACAUAUGAAGAUCGUUUUUCAUUACAUAAAAUUGAACAAGAAUUAGGUACAGAAAUUCAACCAAUACCAAAACAAAUUGAUCCAGCACUUUAUGUUGCUGAAUAUCAAAUGGGUGGAGAAAAUAUUGGUGAAAAACAACAAGAAAAUAAUGCAGCUAGUGCAUCAGCUACAACUAACAAAUCAUAA
Messenger RNA from Rotaria sp. Silwood1, 1431 nucleotides. Lineage: Eukaryota; Metazoa; Rotifera; Eurotatoria; Philodinida; Philodinidae. The record is from the annotation of a GenBank genome assembly.